Messenger RNA from Haemorhous mexicanus (house finch), 4755 nucleotides. Its product is annotated as solute carrier family 12 member 7. Bases 821 to 3889 code for a protein of 1022 amino acids. The transcript has 25 exons. Gene Ontology annotation, cellular component: membrane. Gene Ontology annotation, biological process: chloride transmembrane transport; chemical synaptic transmission; potassium ion import across plasma membrane. Gene Ontology annotation, molecular function: potassium:chloride symporter activity. Lineage: Eukaryota; Metazoa; Chordata; Aves; Passeriformes; Fringillidae. The record is from RefSeq and is a predicted model, not a curated record.
AUGCUGACUCCGGCCUGAAUCCCAGGACCUUCACUUGUCUAUCGCAAUCCAUGGCUGCUGCGUAGGAGAGCAGAUUUCUGGGAGCCAUCUUUAUGUCCUGGUAGUCCAAAGGUACACAGUGAACUUUCUCCACUUGUCCAAAAGUUGAUCAUAAAUCCCCUGCUUAGGCCUUUUGGAUACUGUCAUCCCUUCAGUGACCUGGAGGAUUAAGGUCCUACAGCCUGGCUCUGGUUUCGUUUGGAAGGCAGUUUCUCUAUGGUGGGAUCAGAGGAGCAGUAGCCUGGUGGUCCUAGCGCUGCAAGGAUAAAUGUAAACCAAGGUUUGAGGAAGAGGGGAUGCCCCAGGGCCUGUGCCCCUUCCUUCGGAGUUAUGGCCGCAGCGCCAUCAGGCAAGCGGUGAAGGGGAAGUGGCGCGGUGCCGGCCACGGCCCCCCCGUUGCGUGAGGAAAUGGCUCUCACGUGAGGGAAGCGGCAGCGCCCGGCUCACCCUGCCUGCUGCCCUAGGAGGAGGCGCCAGCGGGUCUGGGGCUGUCUGCAGCAUGCCGACGAGCUUCACGGUGGUGCCAGUGGAGGCGCAGGGCGAGGAGCGGCAGCAGGAUGGGCGGCAGCGAGAGGAGGAAGAUGAAGGCGACGAGAGGGACCGGGGCACUGGGUGUGCCAGAGCAGGACAGUAGAUCUACAGGUUAAUGCAAUUUAUAUUUCAAUAAGGAAUAGAUUAAAUAUAACAUGUCAUGGAAGAGUCCCCACAACCUUUAUGAGGGGAUGGGAUUGCCAGGGAAAGUAGUCCAUUUAUUAACUGUGCAGAAUUGGGCAGAGGAAACAUGUAUGAAGGAAAGAAUAUGGCUCUCUUUGAGGAAGAAAUGGAUAGUAACCCCAUGGUAUCAUCUCUUCUGAAUAAACUAGCAAACUACACUAAUCUGACUCAAGGAGUGGUGGAACAUGAAGCAGAUGAAGACAGCAAACGAAAGGAAGUCAAGGGUCCACGAAUGGGCACUUUUAUUGGCGUAUAUCUUCCCUGUUUGCAAAACAUCUUGGGAGUUAUCCUUUUCCUGCGUUUAACAUGGAUUGUAGGAACAGCUGGCGUUCUUGAGUCUUUCAUCAUUGUGUUCAUGUGUUGUGCUUGUACUAUGCUAACUGCAAUUUCAAUGAGUGCUAUAGCAACAAAUGGUGUAGUUCCAGCUGGAGGCUCUUACUACAUGAUUUCAAGAUCUUUAGGGCCAGAGUUUGGUGGAGCAGUGGGACUUUGUUUCUACUUGGGCACAACCUUUGCAGGAGCAAUGUACAUUCUUGGUACCAUUGAAAUUUUAUUGACCUAUAUUUCUCCAAGUGCUGCUAUAUUUAAAGUGGCAGACGUUGGUGAAGAAACAGAGGCUAUGCUGAACAACAUGAGAGUCUAUGGAACAUGUAUUGUCAUUCUGAUGGCCAUAGUGGUUUUUGUGGGAGUAAAGUAUGUUAACAAACUUGCACUGGUCUUCCUUGCCUGUGUGAUUCUUUCCAUCAUUGCCAUAUAUGCUGGAGUUAUUAAGACUGCUUUUGACCCACCUGACUUUCCUAUCUGUCUCCUUGGAAACCAUACAUUGUCAAAACGCAGCUUUGAUGUCUGUGCCAAAUUUACUGAAAGCAAUAAUGAAACAAAGACUACACCUUUGUGGCGCAUGUUCUGUGACAGUUCUUUGCUUAAUGCUACAUGUGAUGACUACUUUAGUCUCAAUAAUGUAACAGAAAUUCAAGGAAUUCCAGGAAUAAUGAGUGGAGUUCUAACUGAUAAUCUCUGGAGUGCCUAUUCAGAAAAAGGAUCAAUAGUUGAGAAAAAAGAUCAGCCAUCAGUUGCUGGAUCAGAAGAAUCAAAAAUGGGUGGACUUCCUUAUGUUUUUACAGACAUCACGACCUACUUCACAAUGCUUGUAGGGAUUUAUUUCCCAUCUGUGACAGGUAUUAUGGCAGGUUCAAAUAGAUCUGGAGAUCUAAAGGAUGCUCAGAAAUCUAUUCCUACUGGAACAAUUUUGGCUAUUUCAACUACAUCUUUUAUUUAUCUCUCCUGUAUAGUGUUGUUUGGUGCCUGUAUAGAAGGUGUAAUAUUAAGAGAUAAGUUUGGAGAAGCAGUUAAUGGAAAUCUGGUGGUUGGUACACUGGCCUGGCCUUCUCCAUGGGUUAUUGUGAUUGGUUCAUUCUUUUCAACAUGUGGUGCUGGUCUCCAGAGUCUCACUGGUGCACCCCGGCUAUUGCAGGCCAUUGCAAGAGAUGGCAUUGUACCAUUUAUUCAAAUAUUUGGUCAUGGAAAAGCAAAUGGAGAACCAACUUGGGCUCUGCUUCUCACUGUUGGUAUUUGUGAAAUAGGAAUUUUGAUAGCCUCAUUGGACAGUGUAGCACCAAUUCUUUCAAUGUUUUUCCUUAUGUGCUAUAUGUUUGUAAAUCUGGCUUGUGCAGUUCAGACGCUUUUGCGAACUCCCAACUGGAGACCUCGUUUCAAGUAUUACCACUGGACUCUUUCAUUCCUGGGGAUGAGUUUAUGUCUUGCCUUGAUGUUCAUUUGCUCUUGGUACUAUGCUUUGAUUGCCAUGCUAAUCGCAGGAUGUAUAUACAAAUACAUAGAAUAUAGAGGAGCGGAAAAAGAAUGGGGCGAUGGAAUCCGAGGACUGUCUCUGAAUGCAGCUCGCUAUGCUUUGCUUCGUGUUGAAGACGGUCCUCCUCACACCAAGAACUGGAGACCUCAACUUUUGGUCUUGUUAAACUUGGAUAAUGAGCAGUUAGUCAAACACCCGAGAUUGCUUUCUUUUACCUCUCAGUUGAAGGCUGGUAAAGGACUGACUAUUGUGGGUUCUGUGCUUCAGGGAAUCUACUUAGAUAAAUAUACAGAAACUCAGAAAGCUGAAGAGAAUGUUAAGGCCUUAAUGGGUGUAGAAAAGACUAAAGGAUUUUGCCAGAUUGUGGUAUCUCCUCACUUCAGAGAUGGAAUAUCCUAUUUGAUUCAGUCAGCUGGUCUAGGAGGGAUGAAGCACAACACGGUCCUGAUGGCAUGGCCACAGUCGUGGAAGCAGGCAGAAAAUCGUUUCUCAUGGAAAAAUUUUGUUGAUACUGUACGAGAAACAACUUCAGCUCAACAAGCGCUCUUGGUGGCUAAAAACAUUGACUUAUUUCCAACAAAUCAAGAACGUUUUACUGAAGGAAAUAUAGAUGUGUGGUGGAUUGUUCAUGAUGGUGGUAUGCUGAUGUUGCUGCCUUUUCUUCUUCGACAGCACAAGGUUUGGAGAAAAUGUAAAAUGCGUAUCUUCACCGUUGCUCAAAUGGAUGAUAAUAGCAUUCAAAUGAAGAAGGAUCUUCAGAUGUUCUUAUACCACCUUAGACUAAAUGCUCAAGUGGAAGUUGUUGAAAUGUUUGAAAAUGAUAUUUCUGCGUUCACAUAUGAGAAGACACUUAUGAUGGAACAGCGAUCUCAGAUGCUAAAACAGAUGCAACUAUCAAAGAAUGAAAGAGAAAGAGAGGCUCAGCUGAUCCAUGAUAAAAACACUGCCUCACGCUCUGCUCCAGCAGUUGAAGCAAGUGUGGCUGCUGCUGUGCCAGAGAAAGUGCAAAUGACCUGGACUAAAGAAAAGUUUGUAGCAGAAAAGCAUAAAAACAAGGAUCCCAAUGUGUCUGGCUUUAAAGAUAUUUUCAACAUGAAGCCGAAUCAGUCAAAUGUGAGAAGAAUGCACACUGCUGUGAAGCUCAAUGGAGUAGUGCUUAAUAAAUCACAACAUGCUCAGCUAGUUCUCCUGAAUAUGCCUGGACCUCCUAAAAACAGAAAAGGGGAUGAAAACUACAUGGAAUUUCUGGAAGUUCUGACAGAAGGUCUAGAUAGAGUUCUCCUAGUCCGAGGCAGUGGACGUGAAGUGAUCACCAUUUAUUCUUGAACUGUUUGCCAAACACAACACACCCCUCACCAUAAGAAAACAAAGUUUUUUGCCAUAAUUUGAGCAGCUUCAUUGUCUCCUAGUGCAUUGAAAAUUAGCUUCAAACUGAAUCUUCUGAUGAUGUGUUCUUUUUUUCCCAGCAAGAUGCUCUAUUUAAAUAAUAUUUUAAGCAGAUUUAUGUAGAAAAUUAAUAAAUGGUGAAUUAAUAAAUGGUGGAUGGCUUAGGAUAUUUAUAUGCAGCGUAUUCUGACACUUCUUAAGCUGUGGUAAAACAAAAAAAAAUUGUUAAUGGAAUCAUAUUUUUAAAGAUAUAGAAAUGUCAUGUCAUAAUCAAAUGAUAUUUAAUCUUUGCAUCUAAAUAAAAGGGAAGGGUUUUAGAAAAGGUUGUCUUUUUUUCAUACAAAAAUGCUGCUAUGUUGCUUCUUUUGGAAUUAGUCAUGGUUCAGGAACCUUCCUUCCGAGAUGUAUACAGCCAGUCAAAUUUAUUUAUGAAGUGAAUUAAGUGUUUCCCAGAAGUUCGUUAUUUGCCAUCCCUGUUAAAAAUAACAUUUCUGUAUUUAAAAUACUUAGGUAGCUGAAACCUCCAGAUUAUAGUAAAUAGAUAAACUAUGUGAGUUCUUUUCUAUUAGGUACUAGCAGUUACCGGUUUUUUGCAUGAUUAUAGCAAUAAUGCAACAUGAGAGCAUCCAACUUAUAGGAAGGCUGUGGUGCAGGAACUCCACCUGGUUCCAAAUAUAAUUCAACAGUUGAUAAACCACAACAAGGUGGUUAAUGAAAUGCAGUCUCUUGUUUUCAAAUAUUUAUAUUUUGAAAAUGUUGUAUGUAUGUGCUGCUGUUUGAAAUAAAAUCUGCUUUUCUGAACUGAA